UUAUUUUUACAAUUUUAAAAACAGAACAAAUGGGAGUUUCAAAAUUUGUUGUAUAUAACCUGUUCUUACUAUUCUUCAUCGGCCAGUCAGUCUCAGGUUUUGACCAUUUGUGGAACUGCAGCACACACAUUGAAUUUGCUUCGAGAGAAAGCAACUGCCAUACUCUUUACCAGCUGCGCUCACCUGCGAGCGUGGAUAGCUUUUCCAUGGCACCCUCGGACAUGUCCCAAGUCCAUGCUCGAGGUGAUGAGCCUGCACCCCAGACACAGAGCGACAACUCUAGGCAAAACAUAAGCACCUUUGAUGCGGACAAUGGUGAAUUCCACUUUCUAGUAACCGGCGGCUAUCGUCCCGAAAAGGAUGACCUGGUUAAAUUUUUAGUUUCGGUACGACUUAAACAGAGAUCUAAAUUCUUUGGCGACGACCAUAUGUGUGGCGGCUGUUUAAUAUCUAAGACAGUUGUUCUAACAGCAGCCCAUUGUCUGGUUGAUGAAAGCGAAACGGUUCUACCUAGAAAUAAGUUAAAGGUAGUUGCAGGUACACCGCGUCGCCUAUUGAAGACAAGUAGGACCCAACAAAUAAAAGUGAAAAAGGUCAGGCCGCAUCCAGAGUUCUCCGCUGAAACACUGUCCAAUGAUAUUGGCAUUUUACUUCUCAAAAGCGAGAUGCAGCCAGAUGAAAAUUUUGUCGCUAUAAUACCCAUGGCGGGCGAGGAUCCCUCCGCUGGAUUAAAGUGCACAGUCAUUGGAUGGGGUGCUAUUUUUGAGAUAUUACAAAUAUAAUCAGAAUGAGAGAUAAAUAAAACGGGAGUAAGCAGAAUCUGAUUCUCUAUUACAAAUAGCUCCGAAUGAGAGAAUUGACUGCCUAUAAUAAAUGUAUCGGAAAUAAGCAGAAUACUAUCUGAUUCUCAUUAAAAUCUGCACUCCUAGAAUGGCCCAUUACCCGACGAGGCAGUCAGAGGCGAUUUGACUAUCCUUCCAAAUGAAUUUUGCUAUACAUUAAGCUUAUUUGAAAAAGGCAUGAUAUGUGCCUCGAACCCAAAGGAUUUCGAAGUGGACUCCUGCCAGGGUGAUUCGGGUGGACCGUUAAUAUGCGCAGGAAAAGUGGUGGGCGUCGUCUCCUUUGGCGAAGGCUGUGGCAAGCCGUUUUCCGCCGGCGUUUACGCUGAUGUAUACUACUAUCGUAAUUGGAUAGAGAAUAAUGCAGCAAAGUGCCCAUUGGCGUCCUGGUUUUGGCUUCUACUGAUCGCGCUGGUAAUGCAAACUCUGCGAGCUCACUGACUUUAGAAUGUGUGCUUAGAGUUAAUCAGAUUUAUGAAUCUCGAUUUUGAGCGAUUUUAAGUUGUUCUCUGGAAAAUAUGAAAAAUUCUGUGCACACCGUGGUAAAAGCGUUGACUAAGAAGCUCGCUGUAAAAUUACGUCCAAACCGAAUGACUGACUAGUGCUACUUAAUGGUUACUUUUAAACAUCAAGUUUCCACCCAUUUCGUCACGACUUUCCUUAAUAAAGGAAUUCGCUUUCAACUAAAAUUUUACAUAGAUAUUACAAAUAGAUCCGAAUGAGAGAAUCGAGA
Messenger RNA from Drosophila virilis, 1572 nucleotides. NCBI's taxonomy places the organism in Eukaryota, Metazoa, Arthropoda, Insecta, Diptera, Drosophilidae. The record is from RefSeq and is a predicted model, not a curated record.